AAAUGUCCUAACGACUGCUCUGGAAACGGCAUCUGCAACAGCGCUCUUCUCACAUGUUUUUGUAACCCAGGCUGGCGUGGAUUGGACUGCAGCGAGCUUGACUGCCCUGGUGAACCGGAUUGUCAUAAUCGAGGUACCUGCUCAUCGAUUAAUGGUACUGUAAUGUGUGUCAACUGCAGUGUUGGUUGGAUGGGCCCUGCCUGUAAUGAUCCUUGUGUCAACGGUGUACAAGAGCCAAUGGACAGUGGAUUUUGUAAGUGCAAUCCCUGCUGGGCUGGCAAGGGCUGUGAUGCUCUAUGUAUGGGCCGAGGUACGUGCUCCGAUAAUGGAAUUUGCAAGUGUGAUCCUCUCCAAGGCUGGCGAGGAGACGUUUGCCAAAUUCCUGGAUGUCCAGGUGUUGGUAAGGAUUGUACGGGUAAUGGUGACUGUAACAGCGCUACACACGAGUGCACAUGUUACCCGGGAUGGGCUGGUCUGGGAUGCGAUAUUCCUGAUUGUCCAGGGGCGCCAAACUGCAAUAACCGCGGCUACUGUAAUGCGUCUGUUACUCCCCCACAAUGUCAGAACUGCAGUCGAGGCUGGAUGGGAGCUGCAUGUGCUGAUCCUUGUACGUUUGGAGAGCAAACUCCAAUGGACAGUGGACAGUGUGUUUGUUGGCCUGGAUACACAGGUAAAGAUACAAAUAUCGGCUGGUUUGUCAAUAUAGCGUAUUCCUAGCGAUUUUUUAUUUUAAUAUCUUAUGAUAACUUUUACUUGCGUAAGUACUCCCAAAGAGGCUUUGGGGUGAAUUUGACUAUGUCUCUGUAUCUUUGAAUUGAGUCACUGUAUCUAACAUGAAGCACUGAUAGAACUCAUGCUUAUAUUUGAGUGUUUUUUCGUUGGAUAAGAAAACAAAAACUAUUUCUACUUUAUACAGCAUAUUUUAAUGCUUUGUGGUGUGUAUUACCUAUGAUUAGAAAUGAUUUUUCUCUUAAAAUUAUGGAAAGGAGAAGGUGGUGUUACAUGGUGCAGAAGCAGUGACAUAACAACCUUUCACACAUGAUUUUCAGCUAGCUAUGUAAUUUCCCUUUCAAAAUUAACGUGAGCCCUUUGUUUUACAUUCUUCGUGUAGCUCUAGGAUAUGGUUCCCGGUUGCCCAUGUAUUAAAUUUCCGUUGUUUCUUCUAAAGGUGUUGGGUGUGACAGCGAGUGCUCCGAACACGGUAAGAUUGUCAACAACAGUUGUGUGUGUGAUAUCGGGUGGCGAGGAGAUCUCUGUGAUAAUCCAGGCUGCCCUGGUAUUGGCUCAGACUGUACGGGCCAUGGAAUAUGUAACUCCGCAACGCAUAUUUGCACUUGCAACGAAGGCUGGGCUGGUGAAGGCUGUGAAAUUCCAGACUGUCCAGGGACCCCUAAUUGCUUUGAACGAGGACUUUGCAACGCUUCUGUAAACCCACCCAAGUGCCAAAAUUGCUCCAAAGGCUGGAUGGGACCGGCUUGUAAUAAUCCUUGUGUGCAUGGUCAACAAGUUCCAAUGGACAGUGGCAAUUGUGUGUGUGAGCCUGGGUGGGUAGGUGUGGGGUGUGAUAGUGAAUGCUCAGAGCAUGGAACCAUCGUUAAUAGCAAAUGCCAGUGUGACAUUGGGUGGCGUGGAACAUAUUGCGAAAAUCCUGGAUGUCCAGGUAAUGGAGAAGAUUGUUCCGGUCAUGGGGAAUGUAACAGCGCUCUCCAUACUUGUAUAUGUCAGAAUGGAUGGACUGGUGACGGAUGCCAUAUUCCAGACUGCCCUGGAAAUCCAAACUGUGCAGAUAGAGGUAAGAAUUCUGAAUUACGGGAAACAUUUUAAAGCAAUUUAUACUUAUUUCUCAUUAUUUUAAUGCGAAAUGAAAUGCGUUGUGCACUUUUACAUUCAGCAAAGCUUUAAGUAAGAUUUUCAAUAAUUCCGACAAUAAAUAUUGUGGCGUUAUUUCUAUAAAUUGGCAAUCGUUUUUUCACGUGUGGUACGCGAGAAACAACUCCCUAUUAGGACUCCGAGUCACUCACUUACUUACGCGCUCACUCAGGUGUAAACACUGUGGUAAUUAGUCGUCGCGAUCUUUCCUUAGGCUUAGUAACCGGCUCGUAAGCGAUAGCCCGUUGCUUUAAAAACCACCUACCGAGCUAUCAAAAAUGUAUCUAAUCAAAGCCGCGUCGAUUGUUUACGAUCUGUUGUGAAGCGAGAACCGUGGGAACAAUUAGAGUUUAUUGAUUAAUUAAUUAAUUGAAUUACAUUGUCUUAUGUAAACAUUGGCGGUUGCAUAACACUUUAGCGGUCGAUAAUAAUCCUGUUUUUUUUUCUCUGACAAAAUAAAUUAUCGGCCACGUGUUAAAUUUCAAAUCAAGCUAAAACUUGCGGUCACAUAGAAUACGUACCGAGGUGUAUCGUUCUGUCGCAAAAAACUUUAGGGGUUUGUUAUCAGAUGCAAGAGGUAGACAACCAUCUCAACAAAGAUAAUCGCGUGACUAUGCAGGCGAAACGUGAUAUGAAAAUGUAAUGAACCCCUGAAUUUGGCUAAUACAGGCGAAGAGAGAUUUGGAUCGUAGCGUCUAGGUUUGGUGAAUUUUGCAAACGGAAUUUGGUAAAUUCAGGGCGCUUUUUUCUCUGCUGUUUUCAGUUUAGUGCGCCUGAGGUAUGCGUUAAUUAUUCUAUGGAGUUUUGAGGAGUUGGAUGGUUACCAUCAUUCUGGAUUUCUCCUUGACCUCCUGAAAGUUUUCAAGCAAUGUCACGAACGAAACCGAAAAAACCUCGAGACUUUUUCUGAGUUCUUUCAGUCACUUUAAUCUUUACAACGCAAUUUUUGAUAAAAACAAUUGAUAUUUUCUGUUAAAUUAUUCCUUUCCCGAGUAGAAUGGGAUGUCGAUUUCGGAAAAUGAGCGAAAGAUUGCGUACUUUUUACACUCCUCUGAAAUCUUCUAAGGUGAAAGGAGAAUACUGAACCGCUCUUUGCUUUUGGUUGUAAAAUAAGCGAGCUCCCCACUGGUGCGAUCCCUGGAACGGGCGGAAAAGUCCAUUAAAGGUCAUAAACGUUACAAGUUAAAUUUCCAACAUUCCUUCACGAAUGAGUUUGUAAUAUGUGUGCGACAAAAGCGGACAAAUAAGGCAUUGGCUUUAUGCGAUGAAAGCAACCUUGCAUGCUCCAUUUUUUAUCUCUAGAUUUCUACCACAAACUGGCCAAAUGUAUUCUCUGAUUGUUUGAAGCUACCAAGUUUAAUUGUUAGCCCUAACAAAACGAUCUGUAUCGUGGAGACGGAUAGAAAGAGAGACUAGCAAACAAGUAUACGGAGUACAAAUGAAACGAGCACCUAAAAUACUUAAGCAUUAACAAACUGACUGAUUGACAAAACGCUGUCUCUCUGAUGUUCACAACUUGAACUUUCCUAGACGCGCACAUAAGAUGAUAAUUCAAUACGUUUUUUGUUUUACUCUCACAGGCGUUUGCAACACUACCUACAAUCCUCCCAAGUGUACAAAUUGUAUUGCCGGCUGGAUGGGUCCUGCGUGUGAAGACCUUUGCACAAAUGGAACCCAGGUGCCAAUGGACAGUGGAAACUGUGUUUGUGAUCCGUGUUUCGCAGGUCGUGGAUGUAAUGUAGAGUGCAACGGAUACGGAACAUGCUUGGAAAACAAGUGUCGGUGUGAUGAACUUACUGGCUGGCGUGGAUCGCUUUGUGAAGUUCCCGGAUGUCCAGGAUCAAAAGGGAAGGACUGCAGUGGAAAUGGAAAAUGCGACAGUGCAAAUCAUAUCUGCAUAUGUGAUCCAGGUGAGGAGAGUAAACCAAAUUCAAUUGAAUAAUGUUAAAAACUUUGAAAUGGAGUAAACAGGUUUAGGAGGUAUAUAUUGGCAGCUUUUGUCAUUUCAAGACGUCAUCUUCUCUUCCUUUCUAAUUUGAUGUCUUCCCUUUGAUGUUGGUUUCUUCUGCAAAGAAUUAAAUCGAAUUGAAAUGUAUUAAAUCACCUUUUGGUUUCGUCAUUCAAACAAACUUUCUAAAAGUACUAAGGUGAUAAGAUGAAAUACACUCAAUACAAUCCAGUCGGGAAAAAAAUGACAUCUCUCUAAGGAUUCAUGCUUUUUUAUUCCCCACUGACGGCACGUUUUUGCUCGUUUUUCACUUCUAUUAGAAAUUCGAUUAUUUUUAUUUCUAUUAGAAAUCAGUAUAACUUGCACUGUUAAAUAAUCCUCCUCAUCAUUGAAAGGCAGUAGAAACGAAAAAAACUCUUAGUAGACAUUUUGGCAAAAGUUUCAUUGAUAAAAAAAAGGCGCGUAAACGUAACUUAUAAUUUGUAGACCUGCAAAGGGGAUCAUUAAACACUUGUUGUAAUGUUGUCCUUUUGUCAAGAAGAGGCACCCUACAGAUGUAUAUCUGCGUUCUUUUCUCAGGGUGGACGGGUGUUGGCUGCCAUCUCCCUGACUGUCCUGGCGUUCCAAAUUGUUUUGGUCGUGGACACUGUAACGCGACUAAUCGUGUGACUCCUGAAUGCACGGACUGCAUUCAAGGCUGGAUGGGUCCAGCUUGUAACGAUCCUUGUGUCCAUGGUUACCCCAAAGAUGGUAUCUGCGUAUGUGAUCCUUGCUUUACGGGGAGCGGAUGCCAAAGUGAGUGUUCCGGAUUUGGAGAAUGUAUCGACAACAAAUGUGAUUGUGGCCAAGAAGAAGGUAUUGCUCAUAUGGGAGAAUACUGUGAACUGCCAGGAUGCCCAGGCCAGUGCACCAGUCCCGAUAACGGCUUUUGUAGCAUGGACACUCAAAAAUGUAUUUGCGCUCAAGGUUGGGCUGGGGACGAUUGCAGCACGCCCGAUUGCCCAGGGGAACCCAUUUGUUCUAGCCAUGGAAGCUGCAGUAAUUCGAACCCACGACGGUGCAACUGUGAGCCGGAUUGGGCCGGUGUUAUGUGUGAACUUCCUUGUGUCAAUGGAACGAAUUAUGGUAACUCAUCAGGUUGCAUUUGCCACUCUUGUUUUUCUGGUUCGGGCUGUAAUGUUGAAUGCUCGUUGAAUGGAAAGUGCGUGAAUGACAAGUGUGUCUGCGAUAAAAUCUUGGGAUACAAAGGAGACGUCUGUGAAAUUGCAAGCUGUCCUGGGUGGCCAUUUGACUGUAGUAACCACGGAAGCUGUAACGGAGCGACGUUUGAAUGUACAUGUGUUCCAGGAUGGUCAGGUGCUGCAUGCGACAUU
Pocillopora meandrina is the source of this 5190-nucleotide messenger RNA. NCBI's taxonomy places the organism in Eukaryota, Metazoa, Cnidaria, Anthozoa, Scleractinia, Pocilloporidae. The record is from the annotation of a GenBank genome assembly.